Chelonoidis abingdonii (Abingdon island giant tortoise) is the source of this 1463-nucleotide messenger RNA. RefSeq names its product C-type lectin domain family 2 member D-like. The record is from RefSeq and is a predicted model, not a curated record. NCBI's taxonomy places the organism in Eukaryota, Metazoa, Chordata, Testudines, Testudinidae.
UUUCCAUGAAGUCAGGGGUAGCAGUGGUGGUUCAUUUCUGUGUUUGUUUCACUUCUGCAGAGCUGCUGCUGCUGCUGCAAGGGUUAGGGCCUGAUCGCAAGCAAGCAAUCGGCGCACGGAAAUCCAAGAGCAUUGGUAGUUGUGACAACACACUGCGACCCUGGAAGGAAGUGCUGUGGGGGCUUCACCUAUUACAGCAAAAUGGGUAGCUAGCAGUCGCCCAGGGGUGGCGCUCCCACACAGAGGUUGCAAGAUCAAAAAGGCGUUUACUUCAAGUGUGGAAAAGGUCAGCUAGUGAACAGCCUGGUAUAUAAGAACUGGUCAGACACUGUCACCUACUGGAGGAGCCUUUGAAAGGAAAGAGCCUAGAUCUGGGAUUGUUACAGCUGACCUGGAAAAGUUGGUCAGGAGACACGGACGUUUUGGUUCCCAGCCAGUUCUGUUCUGAGAGCAAAAAUGGAGAUGAUGGCCAUUCAGUAUCAACAUGUGGACCCAGAGAAGCAGAAGUCAGGGGAAAAAUUGAUUUGGCCGGAGACUCAAAGCACCAAGUCACCCAUCCAGCGAGAGGAAAGCGUUCUGUAUAAUGAACAGAAGGUUCCUGUGUGUACAUGUGGGACGGCCACUCGUCUCAAAGUCCUAGCUGGAAUCGCAGGCACAGCUGUGGCUAUAACUCUCAUCAUUUUAGCAGUGCUGACAACCAGAUCCCAUGUGACCAGUUCUCCUUCCCCUGCCGCCUCCUGUCCAGGCCCCUCCUGCCCAGGCAGCUGGAUUGGGUACCGAGGGAAAUGCUAUUAUUUCUCACAGAUGGAAGGGAAUUGGACCUACAGCCAGAGCCAGUGCUCAGCACUCAAUGCCUCCCUGGCUGUGAUUGACAGCGAGCAUGACCUGAUUUUCAUGCUGCGCUUUAAGGUCAGAAUGGAUCCAUGGAUCGGCCUCCGGAGGGAGCUCGGUCAGGGGUGGAAAUGGCCCAGUGGUUUGGAAUUCAACAACUCGUUUGUCAUUCGAGGGGAAUCUGAAUGUGCUUUCCUGAGUGAAGACACCAUCAGCUCUUCGAGAUGCUACAUUGAGCGAAACUGGAUCUGCAGCAAACCCGAUGCCUAUGCAAAGGGAACUGAUAUGAGAGGGGACUCGAGAGUCUAAAAGUUAAAAUUGCAGCUCUGCUUUGAAAUAAGAUUUUGAAAAAUGGCAUUGGAGGGGUGAUAAAUGAAGAGGGAUGAGAAAACUUCUUUACAAGGAACCACUGGUUCUUAGCAUCAGCUAGGGCUAAAAGGCACUAAAGCUCAUUAAAAGGGUUGGACAAAUAUUUUCCAUCAAAACUUUUUCUGGAUCGAAAACUAGAGGUUUUUAAAAAGCAGAAAAAAAUCACAAACAAUGUCUGCUUCCCAUCAAAAUUUGUUAUGGGUUUUUAAUUGAAAAGCUGAAAUUAGUCGGCCAAAACCUGAACAUGGUUUGGGGUUUCAGAA